AUGGUCAAGUCUUCAACCUGGCUGCUGCUCGCAGCGGCUACGGCUGUCAUGGCCAUGCCCGCUCCCCACGAGUACGAGGUCCAUGAGCGUCGAGACCAGGUUCCCGCCUCUUGGACCGACAGCAAGAAGCUCGACGGCUCAGUAAUGCUGCCCGUUCGAAUUGGACUGACACAGUCCAACCUUGAUCAAGGACACAAUCUCCUGAUGGAAAUGUCCGACCCGUCAUCUAGCAAGUACGGCAAAUACAUGACCGAAGCGGAGGUCCACGAUUUCUUCGCGCCUGGUCAGAAGGCGAUCGAGGACGUCCGAUCCUGGCUUGAAUCGUCUGGUAUCUCCGGAGACCGUGUCAGUCACUCUGUGAACAAGCAGUGGUUACAGUUCGAGGCCAGUACCGAGGAGUUGGAGGCGCUUCUUCGCACUGAGUAUCGUCUUUACUCGCAUGCUCACACUGGCCGAUCACACAUUGCCUGCCGCGAAUAUCAUAUUCCUCGUUCAGUCCGCGAGCAUAUUGACUUCAUCACCCCCGGUAUUGUGCCUCGAGAGGUGACAGGCGUCUCUCCCAUCGGCAAAGACAAGCUUAGCAAGCGCCGUGUCCAAGGCAACCCUGCCAAAAUUCUCCCUGUUGCACCGGGCCUGAUGGAAAAAAUUCAAAAGGCGAACCCUUUGGAUUCUUGUGACACUGCGGUGACCCCCGAGUGUAUUCAACAGUUGUACAACAUUCCCAAGGGUCACUCGGCGACUCCCGGCAAUGAGUUGGGCAUUUUCGAGGCUCUGGGCGAUGUCUACGCACAAGAGGACCUGGAUUUGUUCUUCAAGAACUUUGCACCUGAGAUCCCCAUUGGAACUCAUCCCAAGCUCGAGGGAGUUGAUGGUGGAGUGGCUCCUACGACACCUGCCAACGCUGGUGCCGAGUCCGAUCUGGAUUUCCAGAUUUCGUAUCCGAUCAUCUGGCCGCAGAAUUCCAUCCUCUUCCAAACCGAUGACAUGGUCUACGAGAGCAACUACACUUACCUGGGCUUCCUCAACACCUUUUUGGAUGCCAUCGAUGGCUCGUACUGUAGCGAAGUCUCUCCCCUGGACCCUCCCUAUCCGGAUCCCGCGCCCGGUGGCUACAAAGGUCACCUGCAAUGUGGAGUUUACAAGAAGCCCACGGUGAUUUCCAUCUCCUACGGGGGCGCCGAGGCCGAUCUGCCCAUUUCCUAUCAGCGACGUCAAUGCAACGAAUUCUUGAAGCUCGGCAUUCAGGGCGUCUCCGUGGUCGUUUCGUCAGGCGAUUCGGGCGUGCAGGGUGCCCGAGGGGAUCCCACACCGAGUAGCUGCCUGGGCCAAACCGGCAAGAUCUUUGCGCCCGAUUUCCCCGCGAACUGCCCCUAUCUGACGGCCGUGGGUGCGACGGUGAUCCCAGCCGGGGCCAAGGCCCAGUCUCACCAGGAAGUGGCCGUGUCUCGCUUCCCGUCGGGGGGUGGCUUCAGCAACAUCUACGAGCGUCCUCUGUAUCAAUCCUGGGCGGUGGCGAAUUACUUUUCCAAGGCCGACCCGGGAUAUCCCUACUACGAGAGUGUCAACAACCAGAGCUUCGGGGCCCACGGGGGCAUUUACAAUCGCAUCGGUCGUGGGUAUCCGGACGUGUCUGCCAUUGGCGACAAUGUGGUGAUUUAUAACAACCAGACCGCCGUCAAGAUCGGGGGUACGUCAGCCUCGGCGCCCGUUUUUGCGGCGAUUCUGGUUCGCAUCAACGAGGAACGACUGGCCGUCGGCAAGCCGACCGUGGGAUUCGUCAAUCCCGUGCUGUAUGCGCAUCCCGAGGCCUUUUUUGAUGUGACUCAGGGGACCAAUCCGGGCUGUGGGACCAAGGGAUUCAGUGCCGCGGCGGGUUGGGAUCCGUUGACGGGGCUGGGUACUCCGAACUACCAAGCUUUGUUGAAGGUGUUUAUGGGCCAUUGA
Molecule: messenger RNA, 1944 nt
Organism: Penicillium oxalicum
Lineage: Eukaryota; Fungi; Ascomycota; Eurotiomycetes; Eurotiales; Aspergillaceae
Product: S53 family peptidase
Exons: 5
Coding region: 1-1944 (647 amino acids)
Biological process (GO): proteolysis
Molecular function (GO): serine-type endopeptidase activity; tripeptidyl-peptidase activity
Source: RefSeq, a predicted model, not a curated record